AGUGACAUUUUUUUAAUAGCUUCACGUAGUGAUUUGAUGGAGUGGAGCAGUUGAGGGUCCAGAGAACUUCCCACUAACAAACCCCAUUUUUCAAAUCUCUCCUCUCGGCGUCUUUAUUCGCUGCCGCUCUGUUUUUGCCCUCGAUUUUUGUUCCAUUUCGGAUGUGACAUUUAUAAUUGCUUUGCCUCCAACACCCCAUUUUUGUUUUCCCCUUUUUUUCUUUUUUUUUUUUUUCUCUCGUGCGAAUCGAUGGAGCGGCAAAGAAGCUUCGCCGUUAAACCCACUAGAUUCUUGGUUUUCACUUUCACAAUCUCUUCGUUUAUCAUCUUCCUUUCAUUUAUUUCCCUUUGGAUCGUCAAGAAUUCCCCUGCUCGCCCUGAGAGUUUUUUGUUCUUCAACAGAACCCCAGUUGCUGUGAGCUUCUUCAGACCCGUGAAUCUCCAGACGGUCAACAGUUUCGGGAGGAAUUUCUCAAGAACUGAUGCGAAUAAUACGCAUUUGGUCGAUACCCAUUUCAGGAAAUCUGAAAAUCUUUCUGCCCACUUGAAGAAUCCUGAAAAUAUUACUGGGUAUGGUGGGAUUUCGAUUCCCGGCGAGCAGAGGAAUGAGAACGCCGCGGAAGAAGGGAAGAAAGACGGUGGCGAUGAUGGAAAUACCACCGCAAUCCGGCCAAGCGACGGUGAGACUUCGAUUAAGGAAGUUGAAGUGCAAUUGCCCAUCAGCGAGAUGAUUGAUAAGAAAGUUCCAUUGGAGAAAUUAGAAUCCCCAAAAAAGAUAGUGAGAAAAGAAUCUCAUCGGUGUGAUUUAUCAAAGGGGAAGUGGGUUUUUGAUGAGAGCAACCCACUGUACUCGAAUGGUUCGUGUCCUUUCAUUGAUGAAGGUUUUGAUUGCGAGGGCAAUGGCAGAUUGGAUUUGAACUACAAGAAAUUCAAAUGGCAACCCCAAGAUUGUGGCGAUUACAGAUUUAACGCAACAAAAAUGCUGGAACUGAUAAGAGGGAAGAGGAUUGUUUUUGUGGGAGAUUCAAUCAACAGAAACCAAUGGGAAUCUAUGCUGUGUAUGUUGUUUAGUGCUAUUAAAGAUCCAAGGAAGGUCUAUGAAACUCAUGGCCGAAGGAUCACCAAGAAGAAAGGGAAUUAUAGCUUUAAGUUUGUGGAUUACAAGUGUACUGUGGAGUUCUAUGUGUCACAUUUUCUUGUUCAUGAGGACAAGGCAAGGUUGGGACGGCGACGCAUACAGACGCUGCGAAUCGAUACCAUCGAUCGGGGCUCGUCCAGAUGGCGGGGUGCUGAUGUUUUGAUUUUCAACUCUGCUCAUUGGUGGUCUCAUUACAAAACAAAAUCUGGGAUCAAUUACUACCAAGAAAGAGACCAAGUUCUUCCUCGACUCAAUGUAAAUAUCGCUUUCAGACGAGCUUUGACGACUUGGGGAGCAUGGGUCGAUAAGUACAUAAAUUCAAACAAAACCCGAGUUUUCUUUCGAAGUUCAGCACCGUCCCAUUUCAGGGGAGGGCAGUGGAAUUCAGGUGGGCAUUGCAGAGAAGCAACAGAGCCUCUAAAUGUGACAUCAUCAAACUUGGGUUACCCAGAGAAGAAUGUGAUUGUAGAAGAUGUGAUAAGUCAGAUGAAAACUCGAGUUACGUUGUUGAACGUAACUGGUUUAUCGGAUUAUCGGAUCGACGGGCACCCGUCCAUGUACGGGAAAUCGUUUGUAAAUAGGCAGGGUUCAAGAGGAGGUGAAGAUUGCAGCCAUUGGUGCCUGCCUGGUGUUCCUGAUACAUGGAAUGAGUUGUUGUAUUUCCAUUUGAACUAUAAAGAAAUGGUGAAAUGAAUUCUUUUUGUAAGGUUUGUGUAUCA
Cucurbita maxima (winter squash) is the source of this 1856-nucleotide messenger RNA. Its product is annotated as protein trichome birefringence-like 6. The transcript is spliced from 5 exons. The record is from RefSeq and is a predicted model, not a curated record. The coding region runs from base 250 to 1830 and encodes 526 amino acids. Gene Ontology annotation, molecular function: O-acetyltransferase activity. Lineage: Eukaryota; Viridiplantae; Streptophyta; Magnoliopsida; Cucurbitales; Cucurbitaceae. Gene Ontology annotation, cellular component: Golgi apparatus.